Pelmatolapia mariae (spotted tilapia) is the source of this 1671-nucleotide messenger RNA. RefSeq names its product cholinergic receptor, nicotinic, gamma (gene chrng). Lineage: Eukaryota; Metazoa; Chordata; Actinopteri; Cichliformes; Cichlidae. Gene Ontology annotation, molecular function: transmembrane signaling receptor activity; acetylcholine-gated monoatomic cation-selective channel activity. Gene Ontology annotation, biological process: chemical synaptic transmission; signal transduction; nervous system process. The coding region runs from base 1 to 1671 and encodes 556 amino acids. Gene Ontology annotation, cellular component: plasma membrane; postsynaptic membrane; synapse. The transcript has 12 exons. The record is from RefSeq and is a predicted model, not a curated record.
AUGGAUGCUGGAGCGCCGUGCACUCUGCCACUCUUUAUUGGAGUGUUGGUGUUUUGUGCCACAGCCUCGGCAGCCAACCUUGAAAGGGAGCUGUUUAAGGAUUUGAUGAAGGGCUACAACAAGAACGUUCGGCCCAUGGAGAAGAGUGGAGACAUCACUAAAGUCUCCAUCAAGAUGACGCUCACCAACCUCAUCUCUCUGAAUGAAAAGGAGGAGGCCCUGACCACCAACGUCUGGAUAGAAAUGCAAUGGUGCGACUACAGGCUGAGAUGGGACCAGCCACCCAGGUCAGCUCUGUAUGGGAACAUCACCUCUAGUCUGCGUGUCCCCUCCAAAAGCAUCUGGUUGCCUGACAUUGUACUGGAGAACAACAUUGAUGGACAAUUUGAGGUAGCUCUUUACUGCAAUGCACUGGUGUCUCCUGAUGGCUGUGUGUACUGGCUGCCUCCUGCUAUUUACCACAGCGCCUGUGCCAUCACUGUGAACUAUUUUCCCUUCGACUGGCAGAACUGCACCAUGGUCUUCCGCUCGCAGACUUACAGCGCCAAUGAGAUCGAGCUGGUUCUCACAAAAGAAGAUGACAUCACAUUAGAGUGGGUGGAUAUCGACCCAGAGGCCUUUACAGAGAAUGGAGAGUGGAUUAUCAGACACAGACCAGCCAAGAAGGUGAUCAACACUCAGUACACCAAAGAUGACCUGGAGUAUCAGGAGCUGGUCUUCUUUCUUAUCAUUCAGAGGAAGCCUGUCUUCUACAUCAUUAACAUUAUUGCUCCCUGUGUCCUCUUCUCCUCCCUCGGUCUGCUAGUCUACUACUUACCUGCCAAAGCUGGUGGUCAGAAGUGCACCAUGUCUAUUGUGACUCUUCUGGGCCAGACUGUGUUCCUCUUCCUCAUUGCUAAGAAGGUUCCAGAGACUUCUCAAGCGGUGCCUCUUAUUGGAAAGUAUCUGAUGUUUGUGAUGUCGGUGACCACCAUGGUAGUGAUAAACAGUGUCGUAGUCCUCAACGUAUCCCUGAGAACCCCAAACACUCACAAAAUGGCAGACAAAGUCCGGAAGAUCUUCCUAAACAUCCUGCCUCGCCUACUUAGGAUGCAGAUGCAACCCUGGACACCAAACGCCAGCAAUGCAUCAGAAAUGAGAAAUGGUGGAACUGUGUCUGCAGGCAGGAAUGGUGUCCACCUGGUUCCCUGCCGUCGCCGCAGCUCUAUCACUGUCAUCACUAAGGCGGAGGAAUACGUAAUGAAAACAGCUCGGUCUGAGCUCAUGUUUGACAAACUCAGAGGGAGAAAUGGAUUGAUGAAAUCAGUGCUGGAGAAGCUACAUGAUGGGCUGGAGGGGGGUACAGCACAGCACCUUGUUAAUAGUCUAGCAAAGGCCAGUCCAGAGCUGAAGCAGUGUGUGGCCUCCUGCAAACACAUCGCUGAGACUGCAAGACAGCAGAAUGACUUCCAGAGUGAAAAUGAAGAAUGGUUCCUGGUUGCCCGUGUCAUCGACAGGGUCUGCUUUAUUGUCAUGGUGUUGGUGUUUUUUAUCGGCACUAUUGGCAUCUUCUUGAUGGGCCACUUCAACCAGCCGCCCUCUACACCUUUUCCUGGGGAUCCAAAGAAGUAUCUCCCUCCACUACACAACAUAACUGCUGUAGCAGGAAUAGAAACAAACGCCUUAGGGUGA